This is a messenger RNA of Hyaena hyaena (striped hyena), 2433 nucleotides long. RefSeq names its product solute carrier family 44 member 3 (gene SLC44A3). NCBI's taxonomy places the organism in Eukaryota, Metazoa, Chordata, Mammalia, Carnivora, Hyaenidae. The record is from RefSeq and is a predicted model, not a curated record. The transcript has 15 exons. Gene Ontology annotation, molecular function: transmembrane transporter activity. Gene Ontology annotation, biological process: transmembrane transport. Gene Ontology annotation, cellular component: membrane. The coding region runs from base 17 to 1972 and encodes 651 amino acids.
GGCCGCGGAGCGCAGGAUGCAGUGCCCCGGCGCCCAGGACCCGGUUUCUGCAGAGAGAACCCCCCGGAAAAGAGAGUGGAGACCUCAGAUUUAUAGGAAGUGCACAGAUACGACAUGGUUAUUCCUGUUCUUUCUCUUUUGGACUGGUUUGCUGUUCAUUCUGGGCUACUCGGUGGUGGCGGGAGCCACGGGAAGACUUCUCUUCGGCUACGACAGCUUUGGCAACGUGUGUGGCAAGAAGAACUCCCCGGUAGAAGGGGCCCCUCUUUCAGGGCAGGACAUGACGUUGAAAAAACACGUAUUCUUUAUGAAUUCCUGCAACCUGGAAGUCAAGGAUGUGAGGCUCAGUUCCACCAUCCUGUGUGUGUCCCACUGUCCUGAAGAGCAGCUUGAUACCCUGGAAGAGGUCCAGCUCUUUGCAGACAACAAUGGGUCCUUCCUGUGUGUUUACAGUUUGAAUUCCAUCAACUACACCCAGAAUCCAAAUGCAGACUCAUUAUGUCCCAAACUACCAGUUCCUCCAAGCAAGUCUUUCCCCUUGUUUAACAGAUGCGUCCCUCAAACACCUGAGUGCUAUUCCUUGUUUGCAUCUGUGUUGAUAAAUGAUGUUGACACCCUCCAUCAAAUUCUACGUGGAAUAAUGUCCGGAAGAGACACGAUCCUUGGUCUGUGUAUCCUCGCAUUAGCCUUGUCUUUGGCCAUGAUGUUCACCUUCCGGUUCAUCACCACCCUUCUGGUUCACAUUUUCAUUGCACUGAUUAUUUCGGGACUGCUGUUUGUCUGUGGUGUCCUGUGGUGGCUGUACUACGACUAUACCCAUGACCUCAGCAUAGAAUUGGACACAGAAAGGGAGAAUAUGAAGUGUUUGCUGGGGUUUGCUAUUGUAUCUACAGUAAUCACGGCAGUUCUGCUCAGCUUGAUUUUUGUCCUCAGAAAGAGAAUAACAUUGACAGUUGAACUUUUCCAAGUCAUAAAUAAAGCCAUCAGCAACUCUCCAUUCCUGCUCUUCCAACCACUGUGGACUUUUGCCAUCCUCAUUUUCUUCUGGGUCCUCUGGGUGGCUGUGCUGCUGAGCCUGGGAACUGCAGGAGCCGCACAGGUUAUUGAAGGUGGCCGAGUGGAAUACAAGCCUAUUUUAGGCAUUCAGUAUAUGUGGUGGUACCAUUUGAUCGGCCUCAUCUGGACUAGCGAAUUCAUCCUUGCGUGCCAGCAAAUGACUGUGGCCGGCGCCCUGGUCACUUGCUAUUUUAACAGAAAUAAAAGUGACCCUCCUGACCGCCCAAUCCUUUGGUCUCUCUCCAUUCUUUUCUGCUACCAUCAAGGAACAGCCAUAAAAGGGUCAUUUUUAAUCGCUGUGGCCAGGGUUCCAAGAACUGUUCUCAAGUACCUUUCCAACACUCUGAAAGACAAGCAUAGUACGUGGUCGAGGUGCAUGUUCAGAUGCUGCUCCUGCUGUUUCUGGUGUCUUGACAAAUGCCUGUGCCAUCUCAACCAGAACGCAUACACUGCAACUGCCAUUAAUGGGACAGAUUUUUGCACGUCAGCAGAAGAUGCGCUCAAACUCUUAUCCAAGAAUUCAAGUCAUUUCACAUCUGUUAACUGCUUUGGAGACUUCAUAAUUUUUCUAGGAAAGGUGUUGGUGGUGUGUCUCACUGUAUUUGGAGGACUGAUGGCAUUUAACUACAGCCGUGCAUUCCAGGUGUGGACAGUCCCUCUGCUGCUGGUUGCUUUUUUUGCCUACUUAGUAGCCCAUAGUUUCUUAUCUGUGUUUGAAACUGUGCUGGAUGCACUCUUCCUGUGUUUUGCUGCUGAUCUGGAAACAAAUGAUGGAUCGUCGGAAAAGCCCUACUUUAUGGACCAAGAGUUUUUGAGUUUUGUAAAAAGGAUCAACAAGUUACAAAGCCCGAGGGCACAGAGGGAGGCGAACUCAUUAAGGAACGAGGAGGGAACAGAACUCCAGCCCAUUGUGUGAUAGGUGCCUGUUAGAUAGGUGCCCCUGGAAAGUGUCCUUCUUCUAAGAGCCAUUCACAGAAUAAACGGUAAGGCUGAUCGACCUUAUUCUUCUUCGUCGUCUUUGUCCUUCUUGUUUGGUCAUUAUAUCAGAGCCGCAGAAGUAUAACCUAUUCCGGAUUCAGUUGUUCCGUAUUGAUGUAUAUUCACCUGAGGGUAUGAGUAGAAAAUAAUCCUACCCCGUCCCCCCCAAUGUUCCUGAAGAUGAUUUUAAGAUGAUUCCAAGUUGGAUUUAAGGUGCUUUUGAGGCAUGUGAGUCUCCAUGAAAUAGCGAGGGUCAAACACGCGUUUGAAUCCUGGCUGUCAUUUUCUGGGUAAGAUGGGCAGGUCCCUUCAGUUUGCCAAGCCUCAGUCUCUAGCAAAGAGUGCACUGUCGUGUGGAUUAAGUAAUGAUAAAGUAUCUUCUAACAGCACCUGGGAAAG